Messenger RNA from Hipposideros armiger (great roundleaf bat), 1955 nucleotides. RefSeq names its product nanos C2HC-type zinc finger 3 (gene NANOS3). The coding region runs from base 1174 to 1704 and encodes 176 amino acids. The transcript has 2 exons. The record is from RefSeq and is a predicted model, not a curated record. NCBI's taxonomy places the organism in Eukaryota, Metazoa, Chordata, Mammalia, Chiroptera, Hipposideridae. Gene Ontology annotation, molecular function: RNA binding; zinc ion binding.
GGGCUCCAUGAACCUUUCUUGCAGUAACGAAUGGGGUGGGUGGGGGUGGGUAGGCAGCGUAGCCACUCUUCUCUGUGUCUAAGUGUUGGGUCCCGCUUUCUCACCCUCCUUGGCUGGUGCCCGCAGACCCCUGCUUUACCUACAGUUACCCUCCUAGCUAGCACCUUGGUGCCAGCUGAUCCCUCCACCUGCAUGUCUGUGCCACACCUGGGUGACUCCUGGGCACACUCUACCCUUCUGAGACUGAGCUGAGGUUUCAUUGGAGGGAGGGAGGAUCAAGGUGCUGGUGAAUACUGGGGGUUCCCCAUUAGAUCAACCUGUACCUCUGCUCUCCCCCACCUCCCCAUCUCCCCCCCUCUCCACCCCAGAGCCAGGACUGGCUGCCUUGCCAGCACCUAGCCUUGGGGGCUCCUAGACAUGGGUACCUGAUGGGAGAGGCAGGCUUUUUUGUUAGUCUUUGUGAAUAACACUAUGGGCUGAUGGCUUCACACCUCAGUUUGUUCAUCCAUUAAGUAGGGGUUCCGCUGAGAAAAUGGGUGUGAAAGUACCCUGGAGACCAGAGUUGGGGGCCUUGGUCCUUGUCCCUCCAUCCCAUGAACCAGGCACCAUCCUCCUUCUAGAGACCUGUGGAACAUCAGCGGCUUCUCUCCCUCCCCAAAAAGGCCCAAGGGCAUUGGCCCCUCCCCCAGCCCAGGGGCAGGAAGGAAGCAGUUACUAAGUUACCAGUCACAGUAAUGUUUAUCUUGGGGGCAGGCUUCCAACCCCCCCACCCCCACCCAUCCCAAACCCUGUGGGGCAGGGUUGCAGGCCUUCUCCAAGGAAGGGUGGGUGUAGCCCUUCCAGUGCCCUCUGGGUGGGGUGUGUAGCUCCAAACUGUGGGUGCCCCCUGCAGACUAUGUUCUGUCACACACACACCCUUGCCCCAACUCAGAGAUGCAUCUCCUGGCAGGUGCAUUUACAGGGAGCAGCAGCAAGCCCCCCUGUGACAAUAAGGAGUCUCCCACAGUCUGUUCCUCCCCUUUCACACCCCCUUAGAGGUAUAAGGAGGGAACUGACAGCCCAGACUCCUAGGCUCCAGAGAGGGCGGGGAGGGGCAGGGAAGAAGGAGAGAAGGACUACCUUGGGGCAGGCAGGGUUUCUUCUCUCUCUGCCCUUGGCACAUGUUGCCUAGCCAUGGGGUCCUUCGACCUGUGGACGGAUUACCUGGGUUUGGCACGUCUGGUGGGGGCUUCACGUGGGGAAGAAGAGCCUGAGACCAGGCUGGACCCCCAGCCAGAACCAGCGCCAGGACCAGGGGAUCAGAGGUCCAGCCAAGAAUCCUCACCAGCUCCUGAACGCUUGUGUUCUUUCUGCAAACACAACGGCGAGUCCAGAGCCAUCUACCAGUCCCACAUGCUCAAGGAUGAGGCAGGUCGGGUGUUGUGCCCCAUCCUUCGAGACUACGUGUGUCCUCAGUGUGGUGCCACUCGUGAUCGCGCCCACACCCGCCGCUUCUGCCCGCUCACCGGCCAAGGCUACACCUCUGUCUACAGCUACACCACCCGCAACUCCGCUGGCAAGAGGCUGGCCCGGCCUGACAAGGCGAGGACACAGGACUCCGGUCACCGCCGAGGAGGAGCAGGAGGAGCCAGUGCAGGUUCCAAAGGUGCGGGGAAAUCGUCUGGACCUUCGCCUUCGUCCUGCCGCCCGUCCACUUCCUUCUAGGAGGCAGCUGCGGGGAGGAGGGGGUGCUGCCUUCUCCCGGGCCUGGGGACCCUGACUCCGUGGAAGCCGGAUUUCGGGGAAGACGCACCCGGCAAGGACCACCCCUGGACACUUCCCCAGGCCUGCGGCUUGAGUGAGGGAGCAGGGUCUGGGAGCACAGCCAGAAGAGCCCCGUGGGGUCCUUGGACACCCCUGCCCACCCUCCUCAGCACUGGGCACCUAGUCAGCGCUCAAUAAAUGCUAUGAAUGGA